GCCUUUCCUCUAGUUGCCGCCGGGAAGCGCGCUCGGGGCCCCCGGGUGGCACUGCCGCUGCGCUGCGCUGCGCUCCGCGGGGGCCAUGGCCUCCUCCGACGAGACGCGGCUCCUGGUGAGCCCGUCACACUGCUCCUCCUACGCCGCCGCCGCCGCCGGGACCGCUUUCGGCGACCCGCGACCCUCCUGUUCGCACGGAGCUCCUCUCAUGUCUCCUCACUCGUUUCAUAUGAUGUCAAAAACAGCUUGCAUAUCCCCUCAAGUGUCCGACUGUGAUACACAGACAAAAAAAGAAAAUAUCCGUUCCUUGACUAUGUGUGGGCAUGUUGGUUUUGAGAGUUUACCCGACCAGCUGGUUGACAGAUCCAUUCAGCAAGGCUUCUGUUUUAAUAUUCUCUGUGUGGGAGAAACUGGAAUCGGAAAAUCGACAUUGAUUAACACAUUGUUUAAUACCAGUUUCGAAGAACACGAAUCCUCCCAUUUUUGUCCAAAUGUUAGACUUAAAGCCCAAACAUACGAACUUCAGGAAAGUAAUGUUCGAUUGAAAUUGACUGUUGUGUAUACAGUAGGAUUUGGUGACCAAAUAAAUAAAGAAGAGAGCUACCAACCAAUAGUUGACUACAUAGAUGGUCAGUUUGAUGCAUAUCUCCAAGAAGAACUGAAGAUCAAGCGUUCUCUCUUCAGCUACCAUGAUUCUCGUAUCCAUGUGUGUCUCUACUUCAUUGCUCCCACAGGCCACUCUCUGAGGACACUGGACCUCUUGACCAUGAAGAGCCUAGAUAGCAAGGUGAACAUUAUUCCACUGAUUGCCAAGGCAGAUACAAUUUCUAAAACUGAAUUACAGAAGUUUAAGGUCAAGCUCAUGAGUGAAUUGGUGUGCAAUGGCGUCCAAAUAUACCAGUUCCCAACAGAUGAUGAAACUACUGCUAAGAUCAAUGCUUCAAUGAAUGUGAGCCCCCCUGCCUCCCCCACCCCAAUGAACAUAAUGGAAAAUGAAAACCACUGUGACUUUGUAAAGCUGCGAGAAAUGCUCAUAUGUACAAACAUGGAAGAUCUGCGGGAACAAACUCACGCUAGGCACUAUGAGCUGUACAGGCGUUGCAAACUAGAGGAAAUGGGCUUUAGUGAUAUGAGCCCAGAGAAUAAGCCCCUCAGUCUUCAGGAGACUUACGAAGCUAAAAGACAUGAAUUCUAUGGUGAACGUCAGAGGAAGGAAGAAGAGAUGAAGCAGAUGUUUGUACAACGAGUAAAGGAGAAAGAAGCUAUAUUGAAAGAAGCAGAGAGAGAGCUGCAGGCCAAAUUUGAGCACCUUAAGAGAGCUCAUCAAGAAGAACGAAUGAGACUUGAAGAAAAAAGAAGAAUUUUGGAAGAAGAAACAGUUGCUUUCGCUAAAAAGAAAGCUACCUCUGAGAUAUUCCAAAGCCAGUCCUUUAUGGCAUCAAGUGCCACAGUGAGAAAGGAGAAGGAUCGUAAGAACUUUAAUUACAUGUAACAUAGGAGUUCAAGAGCAAAGAAGUCAUCACAAGCAAAAGUUAUUAAAAAAUUAUAAGUA
Molecule: messenger RNA, 1552 nt
Organism: Dipodomys ordii (Ord's kangaroo rat)
Lineage: Eukaryota; Metazoa; Chordata; Mammalia; Rodentia; Heteromyidae
Gene: Septin10
Product: septin 10
Exons: 10
Coding region: 86-1492 (468 amino acids)
Biological process (GO): cytoskeleton-dependent cytokinesis
Cellular component (GO): septin ring; microtubule cytoskeleton; septin complex
Molecular function (GO): GTP binding; GTPase activity; molecular adaptor activity
Source: RefSeq, a predicted model, not a curated record